AUGAGUGCACCUAUUAUAGCCCAGCCGGUCGUGGUGUCGCUAGCUGAUUUGAAAUCUGGAAAUGUGCCUUUUGAGAAACUUGUUGAGGCGUUCGGGCCGGAUUCAUUAGGAAUUUUGGUCGUCAAGAAUGUUCCCCCCGAAUUCCCCGAGUUGCGACGCCAAGCAUUAUCGUAUGCCUCAUAUCUUGGGAACCUGCCUAAAGCCGAGCUUGACAAGGUCGAAAACCCCGCUGCCAAAUAUCUAACAGGCUGGUCACUGGGCAAAGAGCAACUCAAAGACGGGCAAGUAGACACAUUCAAAGGCUCAUUCUACGCCAACUGCGCCUUCUACACCGACCCCGAACUAGAUUGCGCAAAGCCGACGCCCGAAUUUUCAGCAGAAAACUUCCCAGAGUACCUCUCACCAAACAUCUGGCCCGAAGAAAAGGUCCUCCCGGGCUUCAAACGCAGCCUGGAAGACCUCUGCCGGCUUUUGAUCGAUACCGCUGUCAUGGUUGCGCGGGCGUGUGACCGAUACGCAGAGCGGGAAAUCGAGGGGUACACCAAAGGCUACGUCGAGCACGUCGUCAGCACGAGCAACACCACCAAGGCCAGGUUGCUGCACUACUACCCCCAGUCCCAGGAGGGCUCAGGCGAGAACGAGGAUGAUUGGUGUGGUGUCCACCUGGAUCAUUCGGUCCUGACGGCCUUGACGUCUGCCAUGUUCGUUGACGAGCACAACACGUCAUCGACGUCGGCCUCACACACAAAAGAGGCCACGUCACUUGCCCCGCUAGAGGAGAUGGCGGGGAGUCCCGAUCCUCUGGCUGGGCUUUACAUCAAGUCUCGGACGGGAGACACUGUUCAGGUGAAGAUUCCGAGGGAUUGUAUCGCUUUCCAGACGGGCGAGGCCCUCGAACGGAUCACAAAGGGGAAAUUCAAGGCUGUGCCGCAUUUUGUGAGAGGAGUCAGACCUGCCAUGAGUAAUGGCCGGGUGGCGAGGAAUACUCUGGCAGUAUUUACGCAGCCGAAUCUUGGUGAGGAGGUUGACUCGGAGCAGCAUAUCACAUUUGGCGAAUUUGCCAGAGGAGUUGUAAGCAAGAACACUGUUGAGGCUUGA
This is a messenger RNA of Colletotrichum orchidophilum, 1098 nucleotides long. RefSeq lists its product as uncharacterized. The transcript is spliced from 3 exons. NCBI's taxonomy places the organism in Eukaryota, Fungi, Ascomycota, Sordariomycetes, Glomerellales, Glomerellaceae. The record is from RefSeq and is a predicted model, not a curated record. Bases 1 to 1098 code for a protein of 365 amino acids.